AUGUCCCACUCGACUUCCUCACCUCGCAUCGCCAUCGUUGGCGGCGGUCCCGCUGGCCUUACGCUUGGUGUGCUCCUCCACAAAAGAGGAGUACCUUUUACCAUCUACGAAUUCAGGCAAAAGCCUACAGAUGAGGAGCUUUCCAAGCCUUCGGGAAUGUUGGAUCUGCAUGAAGAGUCCGGUCUGGCUGCGAUCCGCCAAUGCGACCUCUGGGAUCAAUUUUUGCCCCUGACCAAAGACUGCGCUGACAGCAUGCGCAUCAUCGACAAACACGACAAUGUCCUACACCAAGACUAUGGCGAGGCCGAGUACCGUCCAGAAAUCUCAAGGCAUUCCCUGGUCAGUCUACUGAUGUCUGCACUUCCUCCUGACAGCAUCAAGUGGGGUUGGAAGCUUGUCUGUUGCAGCGAAAAUCAGGAAGGGCAAGUGACACUCGACUUUGGCCCGGACAAGGGAACUCAAAUCCACGAUCUCGUCAUUGGUGCAGAUGGAGCUUGGUCGAAGGUCCGCAAUCUACUCACCAAUGUCAAACCACGAUAUGCAGGCAUCCAAUACCUUUCUCUCACCAUCGUUGAUGUCACUACCAAACACCCCGACAUUGCCCAAUACCUCGGCGACGGGACAGCUUUUGUUCUGGGCGACCGACAUGGAGUCUCUGCGCAGCGUGCAGCACAGAACUCCUCCAAUUUGUAUGUUUUUGUCUCCUCUGAGCAGGAGACGUCAGAUUGGGUCGGGCAGACCCCAACUCAAAUCCGGGACAGCCUUUUGGAGGACAAUGGGCCCCUCAGCACCUGGGGCUCCAAGAUGAAGGAAUAUCUAUCAAGGGCCUGCGAGGAGGAGGCAGCCCGAAAUCCCGGUCCUGCUGAUGUCAGACCGCUGUAUAUGUUUGCAGUCGGACACCGCUGGGAAAGCAAGCCAAACAUCACUCUGGUCGGCGAUGCUGCCCACCUUAUGACACCGUUUGCUGGAGAAGGUGUCAAUCUGGCCAUGUGGGACUCCCUUGACUUGGCUAAUGCUAUCAUCACUGCCCAUCUCAAAUCGGCUGGAGAUGCGGCCACCUUCCGUAAGGUUGUCGCCCCGAUUCUCAGAGAGUUUGACGAGGCAAUGUUCGCUCGCUCUGAAGAGAAGGCUCGAGGGACGGAUGACAAUCGCAAACUCAUAUUCUCGGAAAAUGGCGCCCGAGGAAUGGCUGAUCUGAUGAAGAGUUUCCAGCCACCUGGGGAUCAGCAAGUUGCCGGGGCAUAG
Messenger RNA from Thyridium curvatum, 1245 nucleotides. RefSeq lists its product as uncharacterized. Bases 1 to 1245 code for a protein of 414 amino acids. Gene Ontology annotation, molecular function: FAD binding. The record is from RefSeq and is a predicted model, not a curated record. Lineage: Eukaryota; Fungi; Ascomycota; Sordariomycetes; Thyridiales; Thyridiaceae. The transcript has a single exon.